This is a messenger RNA of Magallana angulata, 884 nucleotides long. RefSeq lists its product as uncharacterized. The record is from RefSeq and is a predicted model, not a curated record. Gene Ontology annotation, cellular component: protein complex involved in cell adhesion; phagocytic vesicle; cell surface. Lineage: Eukaryota; Metazoa; Mollusca; Bivalvia; Ostreida; Ostreidae. The coding region runs from base 146 to 637 and encodes 163 amino acids. The transcript has 5 exons. Gene Ontology annotation, biological process: cell-cell adhesion. Gene Ontology annotation, molecular function: oligosaccharide binding; N-acetylgalactosamine binding; polysaccharide binding.
AAAAUGAACAUGGUAUCAGGUAUCAGUAUAUAAAGUACUAUCGAUAUUCUAAUUACUCAUUCACUUCAGAUGUGGCAAAACAGUAACAAUAAGAAAUCUACGAAUAUAGAAAUUGCACUUCUAUCCCUUUUAGGUACACCUAAAGAUGACAUUAAAUGGUAUUACAAUGGGUCUUAUCGCAGAGGUUUUGUUGCUUGUCACGGCAGUCGCCAUUUCUGGAACCGUUCAGUCUCAAAAUAGCAACGAUGAAAGACAAAAUCGAUCCGGAAACGCACUGGCGUUUCAUGUAAUGGAACAACUGUACAACAUGAAAUUUAAUAUAGCUGCCCAAAAGAAACAGAUAGAGGCACUACAGAAUCGCAAAACUAUGAAAUGUGAAUCAGGGACCGUUGGACAACACAAAUUCCCUGCUCCAGGAUGGCCAUACAUACAAAACGUUAAAUUCAAGUCUCCUUUUGAGGAGAAGCCGACCGUGACGUACGGUCUAUCUCUUUUGGAUUCUCUUUACAAUACUAAUGAGCGGAUAUCAACGAAAGUUACUGCUGUUACAAAAACUGGAUUCCAGGCCCAAUUUCGCACAUGGGCCGGUACAGUGUUAUAUGGAGCCAGAAUUAACUGGAUGGCAUGUGGAAAGUAAAUUACAUGUACUAGUAGCUGACUGAAAAUAGCUGGAUAGCACGUAGAAAGCAAAAUAGCUGACUGCAAAAAGUGUGCACUUGUUUCCAUUUAAAAUUUGAAAAACCUAAUUUGCAUAAAGAAUUUCAAAGCAUUAAUUUCUAUAUGUAUAAAGUUUCUAAUCAACGCCAGUAUCAGACAACAUGAACGUAAAAUAAUUGACGCUACAUUUCAACAUGGAAAUAAUGAUUAAUAAAGUUUUUACUGAG